Molecule: messenger RNA, 996 nt
Organism: Microplitis mediator
Lineage: Eukaryota; Metazoa; Arthropoda; Insecta; Hymenoptera; Braconidae
Product: bone morphogenetic protein 1 homolog
Exons: 3
Coding region: 1-996 (331 amino acids)
Biological process (GO): proteolysis
Molecular function (GO): metalloendopeptidase activity
Source: RefSeq, a predicted model, not a curated record
AUGAUCAGUAUAAGACACAAUCCAUUAAUAAAUAUAUUUUACUUGCUUGAUAAAGAUGGUGUAGAUGAGUUUAUGAAACUAUCACAUGAUGAAAUAGAAACAUUCAAUCAAACUUAUGAUUAUCGUUCAGUAAUGCACUAUCCUGAAGAUUCAUUUUCAUUCGACUGGAGGCUGAAAACAAUUAUCCCGAAACAAGAAAAUAAACAGGAAGUCCCAGCUAUUGGAAACAAGAAUGUACUUAGUUUGGGUGAUAUUGCUACAACAAAUCUUUUGUACCAGUGUCCCAAAUGUGGAGGAACAUUAUUGGGGCCUAGUGGUAUUUUUAGCUCGCCAAUGAACACAAAUGGAUCGUUGGUUGGCUCUGAACGUUGUGAAUGGAGAAUAAGAGCUGCCAAAGGUGAAACAAUCGAACUUUAUAUUACGGCAUUAAGUAUAUACGAGAGCCCUGAAUGUACAAUUGAUUAUUUGGAAAUUAAAAAUAAAUACGUGACUAAUAUUAACAUAUCGGGUUAUCGUUAUUGUGGCAAUAUUUACGUAGCUAAGUUCUUAGCUAGUAAUUAUUUGGUACUGACAUAUGUGAAAGCCAGUGGCUCAAGUAUUUUUAACAGUUUUCGAAUUGAUUACAAGACUAUUUGCGGAGGUGAUAUUGACAUCGAGAAAGAUACACCUCUCAGUAUAGAAUCGACAAACUAUCCUGAUGCGUAUCCGCCAAAUAGACGGUGCAUUUGGUAUUUUACAGCACCAGAUAAUCAUCGUAUAGUAAUGAAGAUCAAUUACUUUGCUCUUGAGAUGAGCGAUAAUUGUAACAAUGAUUUUCUCGAAAUAAGAGAUGGCAAUGAUAAACAUGCGGUUCUUAUUGGGCUCUACUGCGGUAUCGAAGACUCUUGGCACGUUAAUUCAACGGAUAAUAAAUUGUCGGUUGUAUUUGUGAGUAAUGGAAUGAACCAGAAUAACGGCUUUUCAGCCACGUUAACAGCACUGCCUAUAAAUAGUUAA